Rotaria sordida is the source of this 3186-nucleotide messenger RNA. The record is from the annotation of a GenBank genome assembly. Lineage: Eukaryota; Metazoa; Rotifera; Eurotatoria; Philodinida; Philodinidae.
AUGGAAAUAGUCAUCAACAGAUGCCGAUUCCCAAUGUUUACUUCUACUUUAUUCAUAAUUAUUACUUUACAACUAAUAUUCAUUUUUAUUAAUCCUUUUAUGACUGAAUGUGAAGGAAAAAAUGACCCUUCAUCAAACAGCAAUGAAGAUUAUUGUCCAUUUAUUGAAAUAUUGUCAUUUGGUUCAGAUAUUAAUAUUAAAUGUAACAAUAGUUAUUUAAUAUUCAAUGAAAUUAAUAAUGAUACAUUAAAUUGGAAAUUUGCUAAUCAAACAUCAAUUUGUAGUCAAAAUGGUACACAACAAGCUUAUAUUGGUCAAUGUGGAAUUAGUCGUUUUGGUUCAAAUUAUUUAAAAGCUCGAUUAAAAUCCUCACAAUAUAAUGAAUAUGCUUGUAUUUAUUGUCAAGUGAAUUAUAAGCCAAUUGCUGCAUUGAUUACUGCAACUCAAUCAGAUGGUGGUGAAUGUAUUUUAUAUACUUUUAAUAUAACAGCUACCGGAUUAGAACAUAAUGAAUCAUUCGAAAUUCUCUGGGCUAAACGUGCUUAUGAUGAAAUUCUACAAGUAGUUAAUUUUUGGUUCUCACAAAAAUGUGUUAAUUCCAUAGUAAAAAGUCUUAAAAAUACUGGUCAUACAAUAAUAUUUACUGUAGAUGAUGUAUCUAUUUAUCGAGUUGAAUUUAUUAUUCGUCGUUGUAAUGGCAAAUGUCGAAAUUAUGAUACAUGUCAUGAAGACGAAUUGCACAAAGACGUUUCAAAUCAUUUGCAAAUUCCUGAUUCAAUUGAAAAACUGAGUUGUGAUUCUGAUUGUUUAAAUUAUAUUUUACCAGAAACAAACACUGAAUCACAAAUAACUUCUUCACCAACAACUGAAACAUCAUUAAGUGCAGAACGAAUAAUCGAAAUUAUAAUUGUAGUAAUCAUUAGUGGAUUAUUAUUACUAAUUGUAUUAAUUAUAUUCAUACUUUGUAUAGUCUACAAAAUGAAAAAAGAAAGACAUAUUUAUUCAAAAACAAGUAAUGUUAAUCCAGAUGAAUCAUCAUCUACCAGAAUUUAUAAUAAAAUGGAAAACCAAUUAAGAUCAUCAUCCAAGAGUAAUGCAAUUAGUUCAAGUUCUUUAUCUAGUGGAAAUCAUCGUAGUCGUUAUUAUUCAUUAGGACAUAAUGAUAAUAUAAGUCUAACAUCGCCAUCAAAUAAUUGUACCGGAGCUAGUGCAAGUGCAACUACACCUAAUACACUUUGUAUGCUUGUUAAUGGUCGUCGUAUACAACAACGUUAUAAAUUAUUAACUGAUGGUGUUGUUCAAGUGUGUCGUGUACCUCAUGCAAAAAAUAUUAUAGAAAAAAUACGUUUUUCACGUUUUCUUCGUCGUUGGGAAGAUCAUCAUAUUAAUCUUGAACAUAGUGAAAUAACUUCAAUAACAAAUGAAAAUUAUAUGGAUAGAUCGAUAGCCUAUUCAGCAAUUGAAGAUAUAUCUGUAUGGUCAAAAUCGAAAGUGAUUGAUUCGGAUUGUCGAUUUUGUAUAAGAAUUGUUACAAAUGAUUGUAUUUAUUUUUUUCAAGUUAAUACACUUCAUUUAAGAGAUCAGUGGUUCUAUUCAAUACAAUGGAAAAGAAAUAAAUUAAAAUUUGAACGUAUUUUACGCUCAGCUAAUCGUCCGGAAGUACUUUUAAAAGAAAUGAUGAAUAUGAUUGAUUUUGCAAUGACAACACCAAUUGAAGAUGUUGAAGUUCAUCAUUUUCCACUGGAAAUUAUUUCUGAAAUUUUGCAACAACAAGAAUUUAAUUUACCACGUUUUGUCCAUGAGAAUGUGAUUGUAGCAUUAGCACCAUUACUUGAAAAGAAUUAUCCAUCACCAGAAAUAUGUGAUUUUUUUAGUCGUCAUUGUCGUGAUAGUCCACGUUCGCAAAUUGUUAUUGAAAUGUUUACACCGGUUGUUCAAAGAAUUUUAAAACAUAAUACAGAUUUUGGUAAAUAUCCACGAAUGAGAAUAUUUGUUCAAGAAUAUCUUCUAGCACUUAAUUCUCAAAAUGAUGGUUUACGUGUUGUACAAGAUUUUAUUAAACGAAUACAUGGUCCAACAAUGAUCUGUCCAUUUCCACGUGUUCUCUCAAAUUUUGUUUCUGUUUGUCUUGCGGCAAUUUAUAAUUUUUUUGACGAUCGAAAAAAUUUUCGCUUUGAAGAUAAAGAAAGUUGCCGAGCAUAUGAAGAAGAAGCUGAAAGUCAAUUAGUAUGUUAUACAAAAAUGUUACAAACAAUGUCAACAUUUGAUGACUGGCGACCUCAUCUUGGCUUGCUUCUACAAUCCGUCCCCUUUCCUGAUGAAGCAUUAACACAUGAUCGAUUUAUUGAAAUAUUUAAAAAUGUUGUUAAGAAUUUCGUUGAAGAUACACGAUGUGAAGUUCAUCAAACAGUAUUAGGUAUUCGUGAAGGUAAAGAAGGAUGGUUUGAAAUGUUUUGUUUGGGUAGUAUUGCUUGUGAUGAUGAUGGUGAAAUGUUUUCAUUGAUGCUCAGUAAAUUAAUAUCAUGUUGUUGUCGAAAAAAACGUUUUUUAUUAAGUAUUAAUAAAUUAUUACCGGCUUUAAUGUUACUUGCAUUACGUGAAAGUCAAAGUUCAUUAGACACUUUAUGUGCUAUGCUUGAUUUAGAUGCAGUAGAAAAUCGUGAUAAUAAAUUACAAUUAAUAUCAACAUUACAAUCGACAUCAACUGGUUUAAAAAUGUAUGCUAAAGUAUGUGAAAGACAAAUAGCAUUAAGAGAAUUACAACAAAAAGGUGGACCAAGAAAAUUAACAUUACCUUCACGUUCAACUGAUAAUGAUUUAGCUAAAUUAUUAUCAAGUGGUUCAUUUGGUAAUCUUGAAUGUUUAAGUUUAGCAUUUACAAAUGUUACAAGUGCUUGUGCUGAACAUUUAAUUAAAUUACCAGCUUUAAGAUAUUUAAAUUUAUGGUCAACACAAUUUGGUGAUGCUGGUUUAGAAUUAAUUUCUGAACAUUUAAAUCGAUUACAAGUACUUAAUUUAUGUGAAACACCAGUUACUGAUAAAGGUUUAGCUCAUUUAGCAUGCAUGAAAAUGUUAAGAAAACUUAAUUUAAAUUCAACACAUUUAUCUCCAUUAACAUUUGAAGCUUUAAAAGAAAAAUUACCAGCUUUACAAGAAUGCGAUAUACGAUAUACAGAUGCUUGGUAG